Messenger RNA from Monodelphis domestica (gray short-tailed opossum), 7552 nucleotides. The record is from RefSeq and is a predicted model, not a curated record. Lineage: Eukaryota; Metazoa; Chordata; Mammalia; Didelphimorphia; Didelphidae.
GUCUCCAAGACUGUUGUUGCCUGAUAUCAGUCUCCAUCUGUACACUCCAACCUUACUUACAGAUGAGGAAACUGGGUCCCAGAAAUGUCCAGUCACUUAGAGAGUAGGUGGCAGAAUCAGAAUUUAAAAUAACUUUAAGUUGAGACAAGAGGAAAUUAUAGUUAGUUCCCAGAAAGGAAAAAAAAAAUCCUAAUGGCAAAGAUCCUGAAUUCCUAUAUCUUGAUCUACAAGGAAUUACAGAAUCUCCCUCUCUGAAGAUCUGUAAGCACAGGAAUGACAUCCAUCCCUCUGGUGUGGCUGCAGUAGAGUCCCGCCUGGAGGAGGAGGGACAGGAUGACUUAUAGAAAUCUCUUUCAGCCCUAGGAUCCUACAGUUGAUUUGUUCUUGUCCAUGCAUGAAGGAAGGGAUUUAGAGCUGCUUGCUGAGUGGUAGGCAGUAGAGCUAAGUAGUAGCAGCAGAAGAAACAGUUGUUUCAAGUUCGAAUCCCAAAUUUGCUACAAUGUGACUGAGUCUCAUUUUACUCCUCUUCUCUUUCACCCAUUAUUUGAUAGAUGAUAACAUUUCCAAGGUUUCUAUGUUUGGAGGAAUAAGGAAGUGAUCGAAAUGGCCUGGACUUCAACAGACAGAUCAAAACUGAAGACCUCAGCGAUUCCUUGCAGCCACAACUAUCACACAGGCCGUGCCACCUGUCUCAAGGACCUGCUAUGAUGUCAGGAAACCAGAUGCCUGGGGAUAUGGCUUCUCUCCAUCCUCUCCAGCAACUUGUACUGGUUCCCAGUCACUUGCAAUCUGUGUCACAGUUCCUGCUGUCUCAGUCUCAGUCUGGGCAACAAGGUCUACAGUCAAAUCUUCUCCCAUUUCCUCAGCAACAAAGCAGCUUCCUCCUCCCACAGACUGGACCUGGCCUGGCAUCUCAGGCAGUUGGUCGCCCUGGGCUGCCAGGAUCAUCUUUAGACUCCCAUCUGGAUGUAUCACAACAUAUUCAAGUCUCCAAACAUUUGCCCAACUCUGGAGGGCCAGAUGAACCCAGUGAUCUGGAGGAAUUAGAAAAGUUUGCCAAAACCUUCAAGCAGAGGCGCAUCAAGCUCGGUUUCACUCAGGGCGAUGUAGGACUGGCAAUGGGGAAGCUAUAUGGCAAUGACUUCAGCCAGACCACCAUCUCCCGAUUCGAAGCCCUCAACCUGAGCUUCAAGAAUAUGUGUAAACUCAAACCGCUUCUGGAAAAGUGGCUCAACGAUGCAGAAUCCUCUCCUUCAGACUCCACUGUGAGCACCCCCAGUUCUUAUCCUUCCCUCAGUGAGGUUUUUGGCCGGAAAAGGAAGAAGAGGACCAGCAUCGAGACUAAUAUCCGCCUGACUCUGGAAAAGAGAUUUCAAGAUAACCCCAAACCCAGCUCUGAGGAGAUCUCCUUAAUUGCUGAACAGCUCUCCAUGGAGAAAGAGGUAGUUCGGGUCUGGUUCUGCAAUCGACGUCAGAAAGAAAAGCGAAUCAACUGCCCCAUGGCCACCCCCAUGAAGUCACCCAUCUACAACUCAAGGCUGGUCUCUACUACAGGGUCUCUUGGUCCCCUCUCUGUCACUCCUGUUCACAGCACCAUGCCUGGAGCAGUGACGUCAUCCUGUUCCCCUGGGAACAACAGCAGACCUUCGUCUCCUGGCUCAGGACUCCAUGCCAACAGCCCCAGUGUAUCUCAGAAUCACUCAAAAGCAACAGUGAACUCCAGUUUUAACUCCUCUGGAUCUUGGUACCGAUGGAAUCAUCCCACCUACCUCCAUUGAAACCAGAGAAUCUCUGCCACUGCACCUGACCCUGUUUCCCUUGUUGCAUGGAGGGAAGUCUCUCUCUUGCCUUUGGAUUAUGGACCAACUUCUUUAAGAAGAGGAGAGGAGACUCCCCUGUCAACAAGUCCAAAGUCUUGCCUUCUUCAGUAGCAAGAGGCUCAAGAGAUUCAAACUGUGAUUGCACCAUUUGUUGACUCUUAAUGCUAUUGAAAUAUAAAUAUACCCCUCCCCCUAGGAGUUUGCCAACCUCACCUUCCCUUCCUGGGACCUUCUCAUAUAGUUCGAAACACCUGCGGUGAUUUCUCAUGCCUAGGUCUUUUGGAAGAAGGAGGCCUUGUUCAUUCCUUCAUAGCUCAAAGGAGUGCUUCUCAUGAGAACAGUCUUCCUAGCAUGCCACACCACACCACAAAUACAGAUGGGGCUAUACUGAUUUUAACUAUAAACUGAGCCAUGGUCACCAAAUUCAUUUCAACAGAGAGUUAUAUCGAAAUUUGAACCUGGUGCUGCCUACAAGGCCCCUCUGUUUCAUUCCUUUAUCUGUUCAAAGUUUUUAGGUCUGCAACUCUUUUCUCUUCCUUUUUCUUUUAUACACAUCCAAAUCUACUUAUAUUUGUGUGCUUCCCCACUGCUACUUACCCUCCCCUUAUUUGCAGAAAACUAAGCUCUCCUUAGUCUCCUUGAAGUGAUCUCUUACCUUGUCUGGACUCAGAGAAUGUUGUUUUUCUAUGUAUUUUUUUCUUUCCCUCCUUCCCUGCUCUUCUGGGCUUUCUUGGAUAUGGAAUGGUAGAAUUAAAUGUGUAUACACACAUAAAUAAUGGCAACUACAUACUUGUAAAUAGCCCUCCCGCUCCCUACUUCUUUUUUUUUUUCUUCUUCUUUUUGCAGUAUGCUCUUUCCUUAAGAUGGAAUUUUCAACGUAUGUUACUCAGGUGCAAAUUUUGAAGACGUGUAAUAUUUUCUGUUUGUUUUUUUAAAGAAAAGAAAAAUACCAAAGUGUGAAAUAUUCUGGUAGCUUUCAGAGUUCCUAGAACUUAAGAGUUGGGAAAGACUUCUGAGAUCAGGAAACUGAGGCCUGAAGAGGUAAUGACUUCGUCACCCUGGUGAUGGUCAGUAGCAGACAGAUUUUGAAACCAGAUCUUCUGACAUAAGACACAGGGAUCUUAUCAUUCACUAUACCAUGCUGCCCAAUUACCCGACUGGAAAGAGCAUCUUAGUUGAUUUUCCGGCAAGGCAUUUGGUUAGAAGGGAUGGCAGAGAGAUAUCUCUAUUGUCCUUUUCAGUGGUCUAGUGGGUAGUAAUGUAAUAUGAAGCCAUUCCAGUUAGACUCAGGACAAGGCAUUUGUGUUUGGUAACCAAGGUUUGAAAGUUGUAAUGCCUUGUGAGUUACCCUUCACUAGAAUAUAUGGCUUAACAUACAACAAAGUAGAUACCUAUUUGCCAACAGGAAUGGAAGAUGUUUAUAGAAAUAUGUGUGUACAAGCUUAUAUGUCAGUGUGUAUAUAUUCAUAUGUGUAUAUGCAUAUAUGCACAUAUUCACAUGCAUAUAUGGAUACAUUUGCAUAAACACAUGCAUAUUAUAAAUCUAUGUACAUACACCCACACAGAUACAGCAUCCCAAAAGAUUUUGUGCCAUAUUCAGUUAUCAAAGUUUAAAACAGCACUAAGACUUUGGGGACACCCUCCAUAGAAUUCCCCAAAUCUUAGAGUUAUAGGGGCACUCAGGGGCCAUCUAGUCCAAUCCAUAUAUGGCCAAGAAGCCCUUCUAGAACACACUCAAUCAUUGGUCAUCCUUUGCAGGAAGAUCUUUAAUAAUGGAGGAACUUACUGCCUCCCAAGGUAGUCCAUUCCACUUUUGGAAAGCUAUAAUUAUUAGGAAGUUUUUGCUUAUAUCAAACCUAAAUGUGCAUCUUUGCAACUUCCAUUCCUAAUUGUUAAUUCAGCUCUCUGGGGCCAAUUGGAACAAGUCUAAAUCUUCUUCCCAGUGAAAACUCUUCAAAACUUGAAAGACACAAGGUAUCAUGUCUACUCUAAGACUUUUUUUCAGGCUAAAUAACCCCAGUUCCUUCAACCAAUACUCAUGAGGCAAGAUCUUAAGGACCUCUAUUACUCUGGAACCUUUCCUCUUGAUGCUCUUUGCUUGAUCAAUGUGGUACUAAAAAUAUGACAUUCAGGAUUGAACAUAGAACUCUAGAUGUGACCUGUUCAGGAUGGAAGAUGGUAGAAUCAUUUCUUCCUUACUUCUGGACACUAUGAGGAAAGUCCUCAUGAAGCCCAAGAUUGUAUUCAUUUUCUUGGCAGUCAUAUGUCACACAUACAUCUACAUAGAUACAAUGUCCCAAAAGAUUUUGUGCUAUCUCUUGUUGACUUGUUAAGCUUCUAAUCCUUUAACACCCCUCCCCUCUGAUUUUAUUCUAUAUGAACUACUGUCUACCCACACUUUCUAUUUAGGAAGUUGAUUUUUUUUAAACCCAAGUGUAAAAAAAAUAUAUUUAUCCCAAUUAAAUUCCAUGUUAUUAUAUUUGGCUCAAUUUUAUAGCUUGUAGAGAUGUUCCUAACUAUACCUCCUAUCCCUCUUCAUCUUCGAAUUUGAUAAGCAUGUUAUCUAUGCCUUCAUCGAAGUCAUCGAUAAAAAUCACUUAAAUAGCACAGAAUGAAGCAGAGAUCCCUGGGGCUCUUGACUGGACAUUUCUCUAAAGGAUAACAUUAAACGAUUUAUGAUCAUUCCUUGGGUCUAGCUGUUCGAUCAUUUCUAAAUCCACCUAACUGAACUAUUAUCUUGACUAUAUCUCUCUGUCUUGUUGGUGAAAACAGGGUUAGAGAUGUCAAAUGCUUUGCUAAAAUCUAGGUAAACCAUAUCAAUGGAAUUCUCAUGAUCUAUCCGUCAAACAAUCUGGCCCAUAAGGUUAAGCUGGCAUGAUUUAUUCUUAGUGAAGCCAUGGUGGGUCUUUGUGAUUACUGCUUCUGUUUUAAGUUGUUCAUUAAGCAUCCCUUUAAUAACAUUAUUAACAUGCUCCAGGUUUCAAAAGAGCUCAGUAAUCUAUAGUUUGCAAACUCCAUUUUCUCCCUUUUCUUAGGGAGAGGAAAGAAUUGAGAAAUUUGCCCAUCUCUGGUCCCAUGGUACCUCUCUCAUCUUUCAUGACCUCUCAGAGAUCACUGACAGUGGCUCAGUAAUUCAAUACUUUAGUUCUCUCAGAACAGUACAAAUUUGGGGGUGGGAUAGGGUGGAAAAAGAGAAUAUUUAUGUUACUAAUUGCUUUUCUUAGCCCAUUAUAAAAUUAAUAUAGCUAGUGUUCACAAAGUGACCAAUAGGUUUAAAAAAAAGUUCAUAAAUGUGAGGGGUGAUGCUGGAAAUGACUUCAUAAUAAACAUUUGUUCAGAGAAUAUAAUGAGUAAGUAAUCUUUUUCUAGAUACAACUAUAUUCUUAUGAAUGAAUUUAUGAAUGAACAUUAAGAUCCUAUAUCUAUGGUGUCACAGAAUUAAAGGAGUGCUUUUGCCACUUAAGGCAAUGACUUCCUUAAGAUCAUAAAAUAUCUAUCACAAAAAAGUAGUCAAAUAAAUUGUGGGUGAUAAAAAAGGGGGGCAAGAAAAGGAGGCAAAGGAGGCAGUAGAGGCCCUUUAGAUUUGUCUUGAGUACACAAUUGGUUAUAUUACCUUCAACAUGCGUAAGUAAACAUUUGCUCUUGUAGGCUUAUGUCUGAACCCAUAUGCACAUCUCCCUUUGCCUACCCCUUAUCCCUGAGCUAACAUCUUCCCACAUUAAUAAAAAUUUCGUUGUUACUUUGCCUCAAGGGAGUUCUACAAGCUAAUCCCAAGAUUCCUUUGUUUUAAUUCACAUACAUUUGGUUUUUAUUUAUAAAAGAAAUAAAGAGAAACAUGGCUUAACUACUCAGCUUCCAAUGGCUUCUAAUACUUAUGGACCAUGUCAGUUGCAGGGAAGAGACGAGCUUAAGGGUAACCUUCCAAUAUCUAUACCCCAAGCAAAACCCAUCAGUUCCAACUGGGUUUUCCUGUGGCUCAAACAUUUCCCUCAGCAGCUGUUUGCUAACAAUAGACAUCAUAUGAUCAUAUGAAUAUAGUUAUAAGGAGGUAGAGGAUGGGGAGGAGUUGGGAAUAAAGAUAAAUGAAUGGUUUUAUCCCUACUUAGAAGUAUUUUUUGCAUGCUUAAAUGAACUCAAAGACAAUGAAAAAUGUCAUCAGCUCCAGAGAGUCACCUAUUUUGCCCAAAGAAUCAGCAUGGGCCCCUAAUUCAAUUAAAAUAUUCCUAGAAUGCCUCAAACUAUCAUUCUUUCUCCCUCUGAUCCUUCAUGGUCAAACUCCUAGAAAGAAUAGUUUGCCUAAUCUUGCUGCUUCACCUUCUUCACUUCCUGUUCUGUCCUUGACCCCUUGACAACUUGCCUCCAUCUCCAUCAUCUAAUCACCACCCUAAAGUCACUAGUGACCUCCUUAUCACUAAAAAUCAGUGUUUUAGGUCCUUAUCAUGAUUGACUUCUCUGUGACAUUGGAUAUUUUGAGCAACUUUUCCCACUGACUUCGUUCUCUAUAUAUUUCUCUCCAUGGGCUUCUGAGACCAUUUAGGUUCAUGGUUGUUGUUUUUUUUCUUUCUACUUUUCAGGCCACCUAACUUUUUAUUUCAGGAUCCUCAUUUUCUUCUCUUCCCUUGAACACAGAUAGAUACCAAACCUGCCCUUUUUUCACUCCACACAUUCUCUCUCUAAGUGAUUUUGAACCUUUUCUUGGUAUUAAUUGCCCUUCCAGGCAACUGAUGAUCAAAUCUGAAUCUCCAAAGAGUCCUAGACCCAUAUUUAUGUUUAUCAGUAUAUUUAGUUGGCACUUCAAAAUCAACAUGUCUAAAAAAACAAUUAAAUAUUUCUUCCACAAAUUUCACCUUUUUUUCAAUUUCUCUAUUUUUGAAAUUAUCUGAUCAUUCUCCCUUCCAAGCUCAUUACCAUGUUCAUAUUUGAUUUGAUUCUGCUCUCUCCCUCAUCCCAAGCAUCCAAUUCACUUGUCAGGUCUUGUUAUUUCUACCUCUCAAUAUGUAUCUACUGUAACCAUCCUUAACCAGGCCUUCAUUUCUUCAUUCUUCUUAUCUAUCUUGUUAUAACAGCAUCUCUCAUGGUUUUCAUGACUCUAAUAGGUUCCCUGUCCAAUCAAGCUUCCAUAAUAUUGCUGGAGUAAUCUUCCACUACAUUUCCAUGAUUUCACUAUUCUAUUCAAAAGAUUUCAAUGGUUUCCCAUGGCCUAUGAAAAAAAUGCAUAAAUUCUAUAUUCUGGGAUUCAAAGCCCUUCAAAAUUUUGCUCAAUUUUCUUCUCUUUUCUCUCAUUUAAAUCCCUGUUGUGUAGCCAGCAAUCUGGUUAAUAUGGACCAAUCUCCAUCCUCUGCCCUUUUUCAUCUUUGGAUCUUUACUGACCUUGAGCACCCCUAAUCCUUAGAAUGGACUUCCUUCCUCGCCCUUUCCCAUCUCCAUUUGUUGAUGGGCCCCCCCUUCCUUCAAGGCCCAACCCAGAUUCAUUUUCAUCUAUAAAGCAAUUAAGCAUUUAUUUAAGAAACUUUCUCCAAUGAUCCAGGUAAAAGUGAUCAGAGUGAUCCUCCUCAAAUUUCUAAUAAAACUGCCAGAAUAUCUCCUUUGCUUUUACCCCACUUUCUCUUGUAUCAUAGUUAUUUGUAACCAUAUCUUUUCCCUAAUUAUAAUUUUAGCUCCUUGAGAGCAGGGUCCAUGUUAUAUCUAUCUUUGUAUUCCAGGAAUCUAGCACACAAUAUAUGUAUGUGUGU